GUGGGUCCAGUAGCUCUCUUUCCGUCCCGGAGCGCAUCAGCGGACAGCUGGCGGGAAGGCUCUGAAAGGGUAGCGGCGGACGCGUGAAGGCAGCGUGGGGACGCGGUGAAAACUGAGUGGUGGGGUCCCCGGAAGUGUAGCAAUCCCAGCUCUCUCCGGCCCCUCCAUGCUUAGUUGGAGACUACUGGCUCAGACCGGCGCCCAGAUCCUGGGCCGCGGCGCUUGGCACCUGGGUGCUUCCCAAGGCUCGGGGAACAGAACAGACACCUGGCUUUUGGUUAGGAGUCUCCAUGACAAGAGUAGUACUUGGUGGGAUGAGCAUCUUUCUGAAGAAAAUGUCCCGUUUGUUAAGCAGUUGGACUCUGAUGAAACUAAAGCCCAAUUAGCAAGUAAACUGUGUCCUCUGAAAGAUGAACCGUGGCCUCUACAUCCUUGGGAACCAGGUUCCUCUAGAGUAGGCCUCAUCGCAUUGAAGCUGGGCAUGAUGCCUUUAUGGACCAAAGAUGGUCAAAAGCACGUGGCCACAUUACUUCAGGUACAAGACUGUCAUGUCCUAAAAUAUACUCCAAAGGAAAACUAUAAUGGAAAAACGGCAGCCCUAACUGUAGGAGGAAAAACUGUAUCCCGUUUCCAUAAAUCUGCAUCUAUUUUGGAAUUUUACCAAGAACUUGGAUUGCCGCCAAAACAGAAAGUUAAAAUCUUUCGCGUAACAGAUAAUGCUGUAAUUAAGCCAGGUACUCCUCUUUAUGCUGCUCACUUUCGCCCAGGACAGUAUGUGGAUGUCACAGCCAAAACUAUUGGUAAAGGUUUCCAAGGUGUCAUGAAAAGAUGGGGAUUUAAAGGCCAGCCUGCUACUCAUGGUCAAACGAAAACUCACAGGAGACCUGGAGCUAUUUCAACUGGUGAUGUUGCCAGAGUCUGGCCUGGAACUAAAAUGCCUGGGAAAAUGGGAAACAGAGAUAGGACAGCAUUUGGACUGAAAGUGUGGAGAAUAAACACAAAGCACAAUAUAAUCUAUGUAAAUGGCUCUGUACCUGGACAUAAAAAUUGCUUAGUAAAGAUCAGAGAUUCUAAAUUACCUGCAUAUAAGGAUUUCUGUAAAAAUCUACCAUUCCCUACAUAUUUUCCUGAUGGAGAUGAAGAGGAACUACCAGAAAAUUUGUACGAUGAAAAUGUGUGUCAACCCAGUGCGCCUUCUAUUACAUUGGCCUAACCUCAUUGGAUAUGGAAGAACCUCACGUAUUUUGUGAACUUUGAUGAGCCAGAACAAUAAUAUAACCAGCAAUUAUAUUUUGCUUUCUUAGUCACAGUAUCACAUGUGUCAUCUUUGUCAAGGGCAUAAAUGUAUCUCAUUCAUCCUCCAGCUGAAUUUUGUUUUAAAAAUUACCAAAUUAAGCAAAUCAGUUGAGUAGAUUGGAUAUGCCAGAUUUGUACAUCCAACAAAUUUUUAUUAAUCAUCUAUGUUAAUGGCUCCUGGAUUUCUCUUCCUUAUAUGAAACUAAAAUGUAUUUACUAAUGGCUACUUACGACAAAUAAGUAAGCUUACCAAUGUAAGUAUAAGCAGGCCUCAUUGAACUACUGGAUUUCCUCUGGCCCAGAUGCCUGAAGCCCCACAGAAUUCAUUUUAACUCCAGAUGUUUUCUGAGAUUCAUAUGGCCACCCAAGAGACUUAUUAACAAUAGUGUUAGGUCUCCACAUAAUUUCCUGAUAACUAAUGGAUUAGUUAUUAAAAGGUCCUACGGAGCGGACGGGUGGCUCAGUUGGUUAGAGCGCGAGCUCUGGGCAACAGGGCUGCCGGUUCAAUUCCCCCACAUGGGCCAAUGAGCUGCGCCCUCUGCAACUAAAAUGAAGUCAAUGAGCUGCCACU
Molecule: messenger RNA, 1867 nt
Organism: Rhinolophus ferrumequinum (greater horseshoe bat)
Lineage: Eukaryota; Metazoa; Chordata; Mammalia; Chiroptera; Rhinolophidae
Gene: MRPL3
Product: mitochondrial ribosomal protein L3
Exons: 10
Coding region: 167-1213 (348 amino acids)
Biological process (GO): translation
Cellular component (GO): mitochondrial large ribosomal subunit; ribosome
Molecular function (GO): structural constituent of ribosome
Source: RefSeq, a predicted model, not a curated record